AGCAGGGAACCUUGGAUGGUCAAGGUUACGGUUGGUGGGAGGCAUCGCCAAUCCUAUAUAAGAUCCUGCACACCCUCCCUUGGCAUCACUCUAGCUUCACUCCUCAACCACACAACUUCCACAACCAUGCGUUUCUUGUCAGUACUGACGGUGUUGGCCGUGAUGGUGGCCGUUGCCUAUGGUGCUCCAGGCAUUGGAUAUGGUCGUGGCAUUGGCGGCUUUGGGGGCGGCCUAGGUGGCUUUGGCGGCGGCCUAGGUGGUUUCGGUGGCGGCCUGGGUGGCUUUGGAGGCGGCCUUGGUGGCAUUGGAGGCGGCCUGGGUGGAUAUGGAGGCGGCUUGGGUGGAUUUAGAGGCGGCUUGGGUGGAUUUGGAGGCGGCUUGGGUGGAUUUGGAGGCGGCCUUGGAGGAUUUGGUGGCGGUUUCGGUGGAUACAGACGCCGGUAUGGUGGAUAUGGUUAUGGCAGGUGAAGCUCCAGGCUCCAGUAGUUGUCUCCCUGCUGCCACCACCAUGCAGUUUAUAUUUUAUUUUGUAAAAUAAACUGUUCAAAGUCA
Molecule: messenger RNA, 552 nt
Organism: Procambarus clarkii (red swamp crayfish)
Lineage: Eukaryota; Metazoa; Arthropoda; Malacostraca; Decapoda; Cambaridae
Product: ctenidin-3-like
Source: RefSeq, a predicted model, not a curated record